Molecule: messenger RNA, 798 nt
Organism: Galeopterus variegatus (Sunda flying lemur)
Lineage: Eukaryota; Metazoa; Chordata; Mammalia; Dermoptera; Cynocephalidae
Product: E3 ubiquitin-protein ligase HECW1-like
Exons: 6
Biological process (GO): positive regulation of transcription by RNA polymerase II; hippo signaling
Cellular component (GO): cytoplasm; nucleus
Molecular function (GO): protein binding; transcription coactivator activity
Source: RefSeq, a predicted model, not a curated record
AUGAGGAGCUCUCCCAGAGUACCGAGCCGGCGUCGGCGGAAGCUCAGGCCGGCCGGCGCCAAGGUCUCCGAGGGCACGGCCUUCUCCUCGCAAGACGACGACGACGAAGAGAACAGCGCGUUCGAGUCGGUGCCUGACUCGGUGCAGAGCCCCGAGCUGGACCUGGAGUCCGUCAAUGGCGCUGGGCCAUGGCAGGAGGAGCCCGCCGGCCUCUGUGGGAGCCUGGCGGGAGCCGCCGACGGCCCGGAGUCCCCAGCAGCGGGUCCAAGCAAUCGGAGAGAAGGUGAAUGUUCUAUGCUCCAUAACUCCCAGCCAGUAAGCCAGCUUCCUUCCCUGAGGCCUGAACACCAUCACUACCCUACAAUCGAUGAGCCUCUUCCACCAAACUGGGAAGCUCGAAUUGACAGCCAUGGGCGGGUCUUUUAUGUGGACCACGUGAACCGCACAACCACCUGGCAGCGUCCGACAGCAGCAGCCACCCCAGACGGGAUGCGGAGAUCGGGGUCCAUCCAGCAGAUGGAGCAGCUCAACAGGCGGUAUCAAAAUAUUCAGCGAACCAUUGCAACAGAGAGGCCUGAAGAAGACUCUGGCAGCCAAAGCAGUGAGCAAGUCCCAGCAGGAGGAGGCGGAGGUGGAGGGAGUGACUCAGAGGCCGAAUCUUCCCAGUCGGGCUUAGAUCUGAGGAGAGAAGAGUCACUUUCUCCAGUGAACUCACAAAAAAUCACCCUGCUGCUGCAGUCCCCGGCGGUCAAGUUCAUCACCAACCCCGAGUUCUUCACUGUGCUGCAUGCCAAUUAU